Nerophis lumbriciformis (worm pipefish) is the source of this 1422-nucleotide messenger RNA. NCBI's taxonomy places the organism in Eukaryota, Metazoa, Chordata, Actinopteri, Syngnathiformes, Syngnathidae. The record is from RefSeq and is a predicted model, not a curated record.
AUGGACAAAGACAAGAGGAACGACAUUCCUGAGCACAGCUCAUGGAUGGAAAUGCACCAGUUCAUCGGUGACCUCCUGCUGUCGUCUGGAAGCUCGGUCAAGGAACAGUCCGACGUCAUGAACGUGUGGAGCAUGUUGGGGGGUGGCUCGCUCCAAUCAACCCGUGCUAUGCACAAGACCGAGACGACGCCAAAGAAAAGUAAGGCCAUAGACAAUAUGCGCCAUGUCUGCACCUGUCCCGGCUGCCCUUUCUCCUCUUCCAGACAAGCCUCAUCUUCAAUUGCGCAGUCGGAGGCUUCAAAAGAGAGUAGCUCCCCCUCAACCACCGGCACUGGUACUACUCUUCCACACAGCUCUGCCGAUGGCUGCCCUGACGCAAGCGACUCCUCCGAGAGCAACCCUAACCUGGAAGCUCCCCCGUCCCGACUGUCCUCCUUAAACCGUAUUUCCUCUGUGUGCCCUUGCUCUGCAUUGUGUCGAACGCACCAUCACUUCCACCACUGCCCUAUCAGCACUUGCCUGCCGUGCCCUCAGCCCCCUUUCCCCCGCCUGGCGUCUUUCCAGUCCCGCCUGCUCCAGCGGGAUUCCGAGGAGCGCGGCUGCCCGGCGCAGUCCCCCUUGCUGCACUCUUGCAUGCACUGCACCGCGUCCUUCUCAAGACCGUCGCAGUUGCUGCAGCACCAGCGUGCCGAGCAUGCCCAAAAACCCUCUGGCUUCUUAUGCACCCAGUGCGGCCGGACUUUCAACUCGCACAGCAACCUGCGCAUCCACCUCCACGUGCACACGGGGGCUCGACCGUACACCUGCUCUGAAUGCGGAAAGGGCUUCAGCCAAUCAGGUGCGCUCAAAAUCCAUAGGCGGAUCCACACGGGUGAGAGGCCCUACUCCUGCGGCUUCUGCGGGAGAGGCUUUCCCCACUUGGCGGGGGUCCGAGCCCACCAGAGGAUCCAUACGGGGGAAAAACCUUACCGCUGUAGCCAGUGCGGUAAAUGCUUCACUCAAUCUGGAGCACUAAAGAUCCACAUCCGCAUUCACACCGGAGAGAGGCCCUUCGUCUGUGACAUCUGCGGUAAAGCCUUUUCCAACCGCUCGGGCGUCCGCUUCCAUAACCAAACGGUUCAUGGUCUGACUCCAGAGCAGGCGGGAUCCACGGGGGUUCAGCUCGGGCGACCUCGCGCUUACCCGCCCGCUAGCGGCGCACCUUCACAGACUGAGAAUCGAUCCGGAUUCGUGCAGCUCGUUGAAACCGCCACUGAGGGUGAGAGCACCAGACCGAUUUACGUUUGCGAGGACUGCGGUCUGCGUUUUAAAGACGCGCCUGCCCGGAAUAAACACCAGGCUAUAGUGCACUACUCUGCGGAGGAGGUGACUCCCAAAGAAGGAAGCACAAUUGAGGGAGCCCCUCUUGACAAUGGAGAGUAA